Messenger RNA from Paramisgurnus dabryanus, 3140 nucleotides. It is a transcript of the gene tmc6b, whose product is annotated as transmembrane channel-like 6b. Gene Ontology annotation, molecular function: mechanosensitive monoatomic ion channel activity. The record is from RefSeq and is a predicted model, not a curated record. Gene Ontology annotation, cellular component: plasma membrane. NCBI's taxonomy places the organism in Eukaryota, Metazoa, Chordata, Actinopteri, Cypriniformes, Cobitidae.
GUGAGGGCUAUAGUAUAAUUGAAUCACUUUUUGAAAUAGUUAAAAAAACUGAACCGUUAGAACGAUUCACAAAAAUGAUUCAGUCUUCUCAACACUUCUCGCUUCGUGUUGUCACACAGUCCUGUGGUUGUGAGACGAGGGCACGCGUACGGUGUGUGAGAACAGCAGCAUGAGUUCUGUUCGGAUCAAACGGCAGAUUUCUCUGGCGUGUCCGUGAUUCCUGACAGAAGAUCAUGGCCACAGAAGAACAUUAUUACUCUGAUCACGCCAUUGAUAUAGAGAGUCCAGCUGAUGAAGAUGGUGUUCACGAUUCAUUCAGUCAGCUGAUCAGAGAACAGAGUCAUGAACUUAAUGCUGAUGUCAUAGAGAUGAACCCAAUUUACCUGGAGGACGAAGAUGAUUUUGUGGGUCUAGAAGAUUCGCCGUAUACUCCAACUGAAGAAUACGGUGAUGGACAGCAGCCGACGGAUAACUUGAUUGGAGAACGCUGGUCGUCUGACACGCUCAGAGUUCUGUCCUCUAUGCCCAGUCGAACCAUCGGUCGCAGUCGUGGGGCAAUCAUAUCUCAAUAUUAUAGCCGCACAAUGCAACUGCGCAGACGCAGGCAGAGUAGACCCUCUAUUCAGCACCUUCCUCGAUCUGCACGUCCCAGCAUCCGUGGCUAUCGUGUUGAAUCGGAUGGAGCCGGUUUUGACGAUGGAGAGAGUAAGAGGGACCGUUUGGUGAAUAAUCUGCAGAAUCUACCUGUUAGUGAUCGUGUUCGUAUGUUGAAAGCGAUGCCUUUGAGUCUAGCUGAAAAGAAAGAGCUCAGGAUGUUGGCGAUGAAUAAAGCAGAGCACUCACUGUCUACGAGUCAAAUCCCCUGCUGUAGCCAGCUCAAAUAUUACAUCAUCAUUGCGGUGAAACACGGCUGGUACAGCUGGUUGUCUUUUCUGUCAUCACUGCAGUUGUGGCAGACGGCUUUAAAGCGUGUUAGCGGUCGUUUUGGGACGGGCGUUCUCUCAUACUUUGUCUUUCUCAGAACUCUUCUUUUCUUCAACUUCUUUCUGUUCCUGGUCACGGGUUUGCUUCUGGUUGUUCCUCAGGCUGUGACACAUCAGGGACGGGCCCAGGACAGAGCCGUGAGGAGCACCUGGGGUCUUGAAGUCCUCACAGGGGCUGGUUAUUUUUCAGAGUCUCUGCUGUAUUAUGGUUACUAUAGUAACUACACACUGAACAAUGCCUCUGAAUCUGUCAAUCAGUCAGACAGCAGGACAUAUAUACAGUCUUAUAACAUGCCUCUGGUUUACUUCUUUACCAUCGGUAUGGCGUUCUUCAUUACCUGCAUCAUCCUCGUCUACACUAUGUCAAAGUCAUUCGGGCAGAGUUUUCGUAUUGAUAAAUCUAAAGGACUGUUGGCCAUCAAACUUUUUAGCUCCUGGGAUUUUAAAGUGAGCAAGAAAUCUUCAGUUCGACUUCAAAGUGAGAACAUUGGCACGCAGCUCAAAGAGUUGUUGGCGGAAGCGAAUCGUCAGGAGUCGGAGGUUCCUGCUCUUCAGCGAUUUUGCCGGCUUUUAAUUCAUAUGUUGGCGUGGAUCAUGUGUUUAGGAAGCAUAGUGGCGUGCGUUCUUGCAGUGUAUUACUUCUCAGAAUAUAUACACAAGGAUCUGAUGAUUGGUGCUCAGUCAAAAUCCACUGAUAAUUUGUUACUGAAAGAAGCGCGACUGUUGGCUCUUCCUGUCGUUGUAUCGAGCAUCAAUUUCCUCCUGCCGGGUUUCUUCAACGCUGUGGCCUGGAUGGAGGAAUAUGAUUCUCCCAGUGUGCUCAAUUAUAUCUCCAUUAGCAGGAAUCUGCUAUUGAAAGCGAGUGUGUUGGGUGUGCUGUGUUAUCAUUGGUUGGGCCAGGUGGCAUCAAAACCUAAGGAUUUGAAAUUAGAGUGUUGGGAGAGUUUUGUAGGACAGGAGUUGUACCGUUUCUUACUGAUGGACUUCAUCUUCACCCUGCUCGACACCUUCUUUGGAGAGUUUCUGUGGAGGUUGUUUUCCCAGAAAGCUUUAAAGAGGAAAAGGAAGCCCGUGUUUGAUAUCGCCAGGAAUGUUCUUGAGCUCAUCUAUGGACAAACUCUUGCCUGGUUGGGUGUCCUGUUCUCUCCUCUCCUGCCAGCUGUUCAGAUUAUUAAACUACUGCUGCUCUUCUACAUUAAAAAUGUCAGUCUGAUGAUGAACUGUCAGGCGUCUGGGAAGCCCUGGCGUGCCUGUCAGAUGACCACUAUCUUCAUCACCCUGCUGUGUUUCCCAUCAUUCCUCAGUGCUGCUGUCUGUGUCACAUACACUAUGUGGACGAUACAACCGUCCAACAACUGCGGUCCAUUCCGGGGUUUGAAGACCAUGUUUCAGGCAGGAAAAAUUUGGGUUAAAAAGUUGGCCGAAUCGAACAAAAAUCUGUCCUGGCUCACCUGGGUGCACACAUACCUGGUGGAAAACCCACUCUUUCUCUUCAUGUUGGCUGGCAUCUUCCUGAUAGUGAUUUACUUCCACAGUCAGGUGGUUGAUGGACAGAGAAAGGUCAUUGAAUUACUUCAGGAGCAAAUCGAAAAUGAGGGAGAAGAUAAAAAGUUUCUCAUCACACGACUGCAGGACAUUCAUGAACGGAGACGAACUGUCUCACCGCGCCGUGAGAGAGACCACUGAGAACUAUUCAUGAGAUGAACAAGACCAUCAUGAACUGAAGAUUUCUGCUGAUCAAAAUCUAAAAGCAAACUGGAAAUGGCAGGAAAACUGUGGAUAUGAUGAGAUCACAUAGAGGAACAGAGAGAUGUAUGCUGAGUCACUGUUCAUUCAGUGAUGCUUUACAUGAAUAAACAGACAUCCAGAAAAGAUGCUGAUGAUGAUGAUGUGAUUGACAGCUCACAUACUCUAUAUACUGUACAUAAUAAUAUAGAUUUACUGUAUAUUCCUCAGAGAAUGAUCAGGGUCAACCAAUGGUAAAGAAAGGCUAUCCAGAUAUUGGUUUGGAAGGUUGGUUAAUUAGUAAACCUGUGAAAAUUUACCCUGUUGUAUCUUGCCGUUUUAAUUUUACUGUGAACAAAGGGAAUAUUUAAUACUCUUUAGCUAACUGGACUUUUUACUGGACUCAUUUUAAUAAACUUUUUUUACAAUAAA